AAUGGCAUCAUUUGAGAUAACGGUCAAGUUGCGUUUCGAAGAUAACUGUACAUGUUUAUUGAAGAGUUUCAUCUUCUGAAUUUACAUCUCCAGUGGCAUGUAUCCAGAUAUCAGGAAAUAAUACAGAUAAAUUCAUAGAAAUAGAAAAUAAUUUAAUAAGGAGUAAUGCGAGAUUAUCUCUGAUUUAUUUCGCGAGCUCAUCCAGUGACACAAUUCCUAUUUUUCCAGAUCAGAAUAAGCGGCAUGGAAUUUGAUUUCACACACAAUGUUGGAGAACUUAAGAUGAAAUAUUUGAUGAAACAAACUUCCAACGACGUCUCUUCUACUUCUACACAAUCCUGGUUACCUGCCUUGAAAAAAUUAACAACCUCUAAACAAGACUCACCUAUUUUUCUCACCAAUAUGAAGCUGUACAGUCGUGGCAUAAGGAAUAAAGAUUUGCUAAGACAGACCAAUGGGGACCUCGAGAAUAUUUGCUGCAAAAACGGUGGAAGUUUUGACAACAAUAACAAUAAUUGUCAUGAAGAUUUCGCUGAUAUACUUGGGAAGAGGUUUGCGGCCGACUUUAGGUCGCUGAGGAUCGACCAGCAAAAUUUUGUUGAGAGAAUUUUUGAGAAAGUGAUGCACUAUGCCAAACUUGGAAAGCUCACUGACAGCUCUGUCUAUCAAUUUGAGAUUGACCUGAACAAUAAUCACAUAGAGGAAACUGAACAGUUGGUGACUACCAGUAAUCUGGAAUCAAAUGCUGGAUCUGGAGAAGAAAUGGUGAUUAAAUGUGAACCAUUUUUACUGGAAAAUGGUGACAUUGAAGAUGAUACUUCUACAACUCCUGAGGAAAACUUUAAGAGUGAUGAAACUGAGGACCUGUAUAGCUCUGAAGACACUGAUGAAUCACCCCUUGAUAGGGGAUGCUCUGUUGGAGAAACUGAAAAGCUUCUCCAGCCAAGCCUCCAGCAGCCCACUCCAACGCGCAAGCACGCGUGCGAGUUCUGCGAGAAGUCCUUCAACCAGCGCUGGAGUCUGACCAGUCACGUGGACACGUUCCACAAAGGAAUACGCCGUCACGUGUGCAACGUGUGUGACAAGUCGUUCAACCAGAAGAUACACCUGCUGUCGCAUCAGGCAACGCACCAGAAGACACGCAAACACGUGUGUCCCGUAUGUAGCAAGAGCUUCCUCGUUGAAAGGUAUCUCGACCGGCAUAUGGAUAUACACAAGGAGGUGCGCAUUCGUCACACUUGCAACGUUUGCCACAAAUCGUUCUCGUUUAAGAGCGGCCUGAGCAAGCACCGGCUAGCUGCGCAUGCGCAGAUCAGGACGCACAUGUGCGCCGUCUGCUGCAAGGUGUUCGCGCACCAGGACUCGCUUACGCGUCACAUGACCCGUCACAAGGAGAUGCGCACGCAUCGCUGUCACGCAUGCGCAAAGAGCUUCAGUAGCGAAGCGCAUCUCAACAAGCACUACACGGCUGUGCAUGGCGGUAUCAGUGAUUGAUUUCUGAUUUAUUUUCAAAUUUUAUUCAAAAAUCUAUUUUCAUCAUUCUAUAACCUAUUUUCAAAUUUCGUUUGAAAAUCUAUGGCCAGUUGCACAAAAGCCUGUUGAAUUUAAAUCAUUAUCAAAUCAUAUAAAUUAUAGAUUCUCUGCCUUGUCACUGCCUUCUUUAGAGAAUAACAGAACUGAUAUUGGUAUUUCUGAUGUAAUAUUAACUGUUCAUUCUUGUUUAAAAGAAUCCAUUCUAUUUUAAGCGUCAAGAAAAAAUAUAUCUCAAUGAUUGGAUAAAAAAUUUCAUAAUAAUUGAGAUUAAUUGUCAGUUGCACAAAAGUCUGUUAAAUUUUAACCGUGAUUAAUUCCAAGAGAACCAAUCGAAGCCUACUUUUCAAAGUAGCCUUCUCUGAUUGGUUCUCGUGGAUUUAAGCAUGAUUAAAAUUUAACCGGGCUUAAGUAUUUAAUUAAUUAAUUAUAUUUCUACAUUGUUGAAACACGAUCUGGGAGCGUUGCUGAGCUAGAAAAGGAUAGAGCUAUCAGCUUUGUCGAAUGAUAGACAAGGAUAGCAACACCAAUGUUAAUCAAAUACUGUCAACUGUAAUCAUUUAAUCAUUAUAAGGUCAACCUUACUAUAGAACCAAUCUGAAAAAGCUUUUUUUGAAAAUAAGGAUUCUCUGUUUGGUUCUCGUGGUAUUUAAUCACGGUUAAGAUUUAGCAUUGUGCAACAGAGCCUAUAUUAAUUAUUGUUAAGGUAGGCCCACACAGAUCGUCAUCGGACGGACGGCACGCAUCGGACGAUUAGAUUUGAUGCAUUGUUACUUUCCUCGCCUAUUACCAUAGGUAAGGAAAGUAUUGCUUUCCGAAAAAAAUAAGGUACCCAAAUUUCUAAAUUUCUAUACGUUUCAAGGUCCCCUGAGUCCAAAAAAGUGGUUUUUGAAUAAGCAGCGUUCCAACAGUAUAUUAUAUGACACUGUAAUUGAGAUGAUACAUUAAAUAUUCUAGUAGCUAUUUAGUUUCUUCAUAGCACACAAACGAUUCGGCAAUAGUGCAGAGCUAGAAAAGUGUAAUAGAGCUAUCUGCUGUGUCCAAUAACUGACAAGGAUAGCAAACAAUUUUAAUCAAGUACUGACUUUAUCAAGUGAAUCGCUCCAUAAUUUUUUAAAGCAUUGCUAAAAUCAUUGAGCAAGAUAUUCAAUUAAUAAUUAUUAUCAAACGAAAAUCCCAAUUAAAUGCUGUAAAUCACCCCGAAGACUUCUGCUACUGCAAAUAUUGACAACAGGGU
Molecule: messenger RNA, 2767 nt
Organism: Nilaparvata lugens (brown planthopper)
Lineage: Eukaryota; Metazoa; Arthropoda; Insecta; Hemiptera; Delphacidae
Product: zinc finger protein 710
Exons: 7
Coding region: 244-1494 (416 amino acids)
Biological process (GO): regulation of DNA-templated transcription
Cellular component (GO): nucleus
Molecular function (GO): DNA-binding transcription factor activity, RNA polymerase II-specific; RNA polymerase II cis-regulatory region sequence-specific DNA binding
Source: RefSeq, a predicted model, not a curated record